Messenger RNA from Antechinus flavipes (yellow-footed antechinus), 3618 nucleotides. It is a transcript of the gene MIXL1, whose product is annotated as Mix paired-like homeobox. Bases 1 to 738 code for a protein of 245 amino acids. The record is from RefSeq and is a predicted model, not a curated record. Gene Ontology annotation, molecular function: DNA-binding transcription activator activity, RNA polymerase II-specific; RNA polymerase II cis-regulatory region sequence-specific DNA binding. Gene Ontology annotation, biological process: endoderm development; regulation of transcription by RNA polymerase II; hematopoietic progenitor cell differentiation. The transcript is spliced from 2 exons. Lineage: Eukaryota; Metazoa; Chordata; Mammalia; Dasyuromorphia; Dasyuridae.
AUGACAACGGCGGCACCCAACCAGCUCCAAUUUGGGGAAAGCCCCCAGUAUCCCGCUUACCUGCCCAGCUACCCUGGGAGUGCUUACCUCCCUCCCUCAAGUCCUGGGAGCGGCCCCUGCCCGCCGCCCUCCGCGGGCUCCGGCCCCGACCUGCGACCCUCGGCGGCGGCAGCGGCCUACGAGGGGUACCCCGGGAAUGGGUCCGGGCCGGCGUCCCUUCUUCCCGUCAGCCUGGCGCCUCCAGCGCAGCAGCUCAAAGGGCAGCCAGCCCCGUCGGGGUCGGGGUCGGGGUCGCAGCGCAGGAAAAGAACGUCCUUCAGUCCCGAACAGCUGCAGCUCCUCGAACUGGUGUUUCGGCGGACCAUGUACCCGGACAUCACCUUGCGGGAACGCCUGGCUACCCUCACUAGGCUUCCUGAGUCCCGGAUCCAGGUCUGGUUCCAGAACAGACGUGCUAAAUCUCGUCGACAGAGAGGAAAGCCCUAUAAUCCCUCAGCAGCACCAGAGCUUUUCCUCAGCCACCCUCCUCUUGGAACUGAAGGGGAGCAUUUGGUUCCUCUGCUGCCUCUUGAGGUAGACGUGAACUGCCUGCCUGAUCCAAGCAGGGGUGGAGUUGGGCUCUCUGGUUCCAACAGCCAAGGACAGAAUUUUGGAACCUUUUCUCCUAUAUCUGAAAACACUGGUUCAAAGCUGGACUUAUGGGAAGAGCGUAUUUUAUCUACCUUCAGCAACUCUUGACCAACAUUACAGCAAAAUCUUGGCCUAUGACCUUGGACAGUACAAGGGGCUAACACGGUUCAAGAGACCUAUCGAAAGUUUCUCCUAUUCUCUCUAGCCUACAUAUUAAGGCCACUGGGUUCAUCUUUCUUAAUGUGAACUAAUGCUCUAAGUUCUCAGUCUCAUUUGUCUUCUGAGCUGGACUCUCUUCUCAAAUAUUAACUCUUAGUCAUGUCUUUAUGUUUUUUGGCACUCUAGGACUUCAUUUUCUCCUCUUUACAAAUCAACUUUCAUGUCCCAGUCACACAUUUUCUUCUCCUUGCCAAAUCUCAGGGAAGUCUGUUUCAAAUCUCCCCUUUGAUAAAAUAUAUAUAUAGCACAUGGCUAUAAUGGGCAAAUAAGGGUCACAAUGAGGGUGAUAAUACCGAGGGUACCUACCUCACAGGGAUGUUGUGAGGGUCAAAUUAGAUUAUAUAUAUAAAGUAUAUCUAAACUUAAUAUAGUAUUAUAAGAAUCAGCUAUUAUAAUGAUUUUAACUUCCUCAUUGCCAUCACUAGCAUUCAAUCUUACCAUCCCCUCAAGGUCUUGGUAUCUGUCCUUUUUGUACAUCAUUCCUCCUGGACUAACUGCAAAUCUUGCUGUUUUCUGGAUUUAGUCCCUCCUCUCUCUAUUCACAAUCACAGCCCUAGUCCAGGCUGUAAACCCUUGGUGCCCUGACCACUUCUUUGCCUCUGGUUUUUCCACUGUUAUUUUAAUUUGAGUCACUCCGAGCUGCUGGGUCUAGAAAAAAGACAAAGUAGUGGCCGCCUUGGGUAUAACAUGUAGAACCAUCUCAAUAAGGGACACCUGUUAAUUUUUUUAAAUUAUGCACAUAUUUUAAAUGUUAGAAAAUUCCAUUUGAUAGCACAGGUAAAAGCCUUGAAAACAUCUGAAGGACAAUACACAGGAAACCCAAUUUUCAAAUCUUGCCUAGAAUCCACAGUAAAGCAUUCCUUACCCCAGCUAUGACAUUACUUUUUUAGAGAUAUAUGGUUGUUCCUAAUAACCUUUUACACAUUAUAACUUUAAGUGGGUUCUGAGGUCCCUUAACUGAACUCCUUUAGCCUAUAGGUCACAAACAAGUAUGCUUCUUGACACUUACCCAAAAUCGAGCCCUUUAAACUACAGCUAUUUUUCUUAAGAGAAACAAAACUACUUUCUCAAAAUAUGGGUCAAGAAUUACCUUAAAUUAAGGCUUUGUCUGACAUCCUAUUUUGCUUCAGUUUCCCACCCCCAACUAUCCUUAGCACUUGUGAAUAUGGAUUGUACUUUUGCAGAACUUUAGUUAGGUUACAUAAUUUUAAAAUCGAUGUUUUCUAUGCCAUAGCACUUAAUAUUAGUGCUUUGCACACAAUGGGUGCUCAAUAAAUGCAGAUUAUGAUAAUAUAAGAAGUGGCCAUGGAAAAAAAUUUUAAAGGGUAAAGUGAGUUUCUGCCAAAGAAUCUUUAAUAUGUACAGCUGUCAGCAUUGGAGACGGGGGACAUUGUUAACAAUAACACAAAGUAAUGUUAACAUAAAACAGAUUGGUAAUUUGGGGAAUAGAUUUUAUUUAAAAAAAAAAAGCAUUUCAUCUUUCAAGAAAGCCCUCAUAAAGAUAUUUUUGUCCUCCCAAAUUAAUAAUUAUUGAUAUAAGUAUAGUGCUGUUUAUAAACUAGAAACCUGUGUUUAUGUUUGAGUUUCUGAAAUACAAAGAAUUUAACAAAGUAAAAUGUUAAAAUCUAACUGUAUAUCAAAGUUCGCCUUUAACACACAUAUUAAAUUAUAAGCAUAAGAAGCUAUAGGAGGGAACCAGACACAUGUCAUAUUGCUACUGGGAAAGUGUGAUAAGACUCUGAAAUCAGUUAGUGUUCAGGUAGAAAAGUCCUUAUACAAUAUAUCUGACAAAUUAUUUAUUAUUCUAUCUCUGCUAUUAGACCUCUACGAUCUUAUAAAGCAGAUUAUUGCAUUUUUGAACAGUACUAACAGGAAUCUUUCCCCUAAACACUGAAAUAAAUUCACAUCCUUGUAAACUCUUUCCAUUGGUUCUAGUAUUAUUGAUAUCUGGUCCAAACAAAACGACUAACUUUAGUCUUCUAAGUGACUCUCACUGGAAGACAGCUAUCAUAUUCACUCCUCACCCUGCCCCCUAAAAUUCAUUUUAGGAAUUUGCAUUUCACUCAAAUUGAAGUCCAAAUCCUCCCUAAAGCACUCAAGUAACAUAUCCCAACAUUUCAGUUUAUCAAUGUCUUUCCUCAAAAGUGGGUACAGGACUAGACAGACUGGUCUAGAUGUGGUCUGAUCAAAGUAGAUCACAUUUGGUUAUCAUCUCCCUCAUUCUGCACAUUAAGCUUGGGUUAACAUUUGUUCAUAUUAAAAAGUUCACCAGAAUCUUUUGAUCUUUAUCAUAUCAAUUGCUGUCUAGUGAUGUCUCGGCAGUUUAUGUUUUGAAUCCCAGUGCAAGAUUUUACAUUCAUUUCUGUCAUGUUUUAUCUUGUAUAUAUACAAUCAAGGGUAUCUGAUUCUUAUGCAAAUUUAACUGUUGAAAUUCAAUAAUCCAAUGCAAUUUUAAAAAAUGGAUAUCACUCUAGGACAGUUCAAACAUGACAACAAUGCUUUGAAUUUAGCAGCAAAUUCAGAGUUCUGAAACAUAAUCAAAAUUGACCUCAAAUCAUAUUAAAUAUGAAAUGACAUUUUUCUGCAAUUCCAACUUAAUUGGCCAGUACUGGGUGUGACUAUAAAAUUAACAUGAUGACAAAACAAAAACAAUACAAGAUAUAUGUACCUGAAAGGAGUGAUCUUUGACUUAGUAAGGUUUGUUUGGGUAUUUUGAAGGACUAAGUACCUAUUGAAUUAUCAAUAAAUUUGUCAUUGUUUUUGUUAAUG